Messenger RNA from Diuraphis noxia (Russian wheat aphid), 689 nucleotides. RefSeq lists its product as uncharacterized. Lineage: Eukaryota; Metazoa; Arthropoda; Insecta; Hemiptera; Aphididae. The record is from RefSeq and is a predicted model, not a curated record.
AUGAAUUUUUUUCAGUUAAAAAAUGUGACGUCAAACAGCAUCAUAAAGCUAUUGUGCAUCAUUAAUUUUAUUGAUGAUAAAAAAAUAUUUUCUAAAGGUGAAAAUUCUUUUGAAUGUGGCUAUGCCAAAACUUUUGAUUACAUACCUGAUGUGGGUAUACUUAGUGGUCAAGUGCAUGCAAGUAUGAAAAAUAAUUUGUAUGAUGUUAAGAUAUUUUUCAAAGAUAAAAAUAUUGAACAUGCCAGCUGUACUAGUCCGACAGGUUUGACAAAAUGUCAUCAUAUGGUUUCAAUUCUUUUACAUGGGCAUAAUAAUAUAUCUGUAACUGAUAUAUCAUGCAGCUGGUCAAAAAAAUCUGUAAGAGAAAAUGAUGAAGUAUUGACUAUUGAUGAUAUGUAUGAAAAUAAUUUUAAAGCUGUUACUGAUCCACACAAUAUUGAUUUUAAAGCUUUACACUUUGAUAAAUUAACAGCAACUAAUCAAACAGUUGGACUUUCAUGGUUAGGUUAGGUCCAGAACCUCCAAUUGAGGAUUUAAGUGAUAUUCUUCUAUUGGAAAAUGUCCUUAAUUCUUCAGAAUUUAGAAAUUCUAAAAAUAGUGUUCAAAUGUUGUCUGACAAAAAUGUCAUCUGCAAUUCUUAUUAUAUGGACUACUAAAUCUUUAGUUGCUUUCAAAAUGUAUAAAGAUCC